ACAGAGCCCACGCUCUUUGUCUGCAAGGCAGUGCAAAACAACCUCGUAGAGUUAGUUGGAGAUUUGCUAACCCUGCCUGACUUGGUGAGGAAAAACACUAGCCAUGCUGUUAAAUCAAGACCCUGUGAGAAAACUUUGUGGUGGCAGAGGGGCAUUGUAACCAUGUGGCCCAAGGCCUUGGAAAAGACAGUUGCUUGCAGUUCUUCUUUCCAGGCUUCUCUGGAGCAGAGGGACUACAGGAUCCAGUGAACCCCCAGAAGAUUUGGCUGGAAGGGUGCAGCUCUUGUUGAGUUGCUCCUUGGGGUAGCUGGUGGAGCUCUGUUCACAGACGGGAGCACAAACCUCUGCCUGCUACUGGCAGGAAGCCACGAGCUACUCGAACUGACUGAGAUGAGAGGAAUCCACCCGAGGAUAAGCUUUUCCUUUGGAACUGCACCCAGAGCUGCUGGUUACCACUAGAAGCCCACUCCACCAUAUGCACACUGGUUGCUAAAGCACCAUGGUGAGAAGCCGCUGAAGACUUGCCAGGAUGGGGCUGGUGAGUAGCAAGAAGCAGGUCAGCGAGAAGGGCAAGAGCUGGAGCCCCAGGAAGGUCAACACCCCGAGCCAAACUCCCCCACCGCUGCCACCCCAGGUCGUCUUUAACCACCACCCUCUACCUCCUGACCAACACCCAGACCAAGAGGACCAUUUUGUGGUGGCCCUGUACGAUUAUGACGGUGUCAGUGAUCGUGACCUGCAGAUGCUGAAGGGGGAGAAGCUGCAGGUGUUGAAGGAAACUGGAGACUGGUGGCUGGUCAAGUCGCUCAUCACAGGGAGAGAAGGCUACGUGCCCAGAAACUUUGUGGCUCCAGUAAAGACCCUGGAAGUGGAAAAGUGGUUCUUCAGGACGAUCAGUCGAAAAGAGGCUGAGAGGCGGCUACUGGCACCCAUGAACAAGGCCGGCUCCUUCCUCAUCAGAGAGAGUGAGACCAGCAAAGGUGCCUUCUCCCUGUCUGUGAAGGAUGUCACCAGCCAGGGAGAGAUAGUCAAGCACUAUAAGAUCCGCUCCCUGGACGAAGGGGGCUAUUACAUCUCUCCCCGGAUCACCUUCCCCUCCCUCCAGGCUCUGGUGCAGCACUAUUCUAAUAAAGGUGAUGGUCUGUGCCAGAGGCUAACCCUGCCCUGUGUGAGCCUGGCCUUGCAGAACCCCUGGGCCCAGGAUGAAUGGGAAAUUCCCCGGCAGUCUCUCAAGCUAGUCAGGAAACUUGGAUCUGGGCAGUUUGGUGAAGUCUGGAUGGGUUACUACAAGAACAAUGUGAAGGUGGCCAUCAAGACCUUGAAGGAGGGAACCAUGUCUCCGGAAGCCUUCCUGGGUGAGGCCAACCUGAUGAAAACCCUGCAGCAUGAGAGGCUGGUCCGGCUGUACGCUGUGGUCACCAGGGAGCCCAUCUACAUCGUCACUGAGUACAUGGCCAGAGGAUGUUUGCUGGAUUUCUUGAAGACAGAUGAAGGCAGCAGAUUGUCCCUCCCAAGACUGAUUGACAUGUCAGCGCAGAUUGCUGAAGGAAUGGCAUACAUCGAGCGCAUGAAUUCCAUCCACCGUGACCUGAGAGCAGCCAACAUCUUGGUGUCUGAGACCUUGUGCUGCAAAAUUGCGGAUUUUGGCUUGGCCAGGAUUGUUGACAGUGAAUACACUGCCCAAGAGGGAGCCAAGUUUCCCAUCAAGUGGACAGCCCCAGAGGCCAUCCAGUUCGGGGUGUUCACCAUCAAGGCCGACGUGUGGUCAUUUGGAAUCCUCCUGAUGGAAAUUGUCACCUACGGGCGGGUGCCAUACCCAGGCAUGAGCAACCCCGAGGUCAUCCGCAGCCUGGAGCGGGGCUACCGCAUGCCGCGCCCGGACACCUGCCCGCCCGAGCUCUACCGCGACGUCAUCGCCGAGUGCUGGCGCUGCCGGCCCGAGGAGCGGCCCACCUUCGAGUUCCUGCAGUCGGUGCUCGAGGACUUCUACACGGCCACCGAGGGCCAGUACGAGCUGCAGCCCUAGGAGGGGACAGCCUGGGCUUGGGGACCAUCGCUGAUGGCAUUUCAGGAGGGCACGGACUCUGCGUCCAGCGCCGAGGAGCAGUCCACCCUUCGCUGGCGGUGUGCCCUGGGCAAGUUGCUUAGCCUCUCUGUGCCUCCAUUCCUCAUCUGUGAAAGGACGAGGACCGUCUUCGCACUCACCUCCUUCGCUUAUGGUCCUGCCGGGUCAGGUGCUCAGAGCAGCGCCUGACGCACUGUUAGGUGACGAUCGGCAGGUGACAGGUGGCUAGGGUCUUUCUGCUCUGACCUGCGGGGGCCUCGGCCGCGAGAUGCUUCUGUCCGCUGCCCCAGAACCAGGCCGAGGUCCUUUGAGA
Messenger RNA from Castor canadensis (American beaver), 2378 nucleotides. It is a transcript of the gene Blk, whose product is annotated as BLK proto-oncogene, Src family tyrosine kinase. Lineage: Eukaryota; Metazoa; Chordata; Mammalia; Rodentia; Castoridae. Gene Ontology annotation, molecular function: ATP binding; protein tyrosine kinase activity; protein binding. Gene Ontology annotation, biological process: protein phosphorylation. The record is from RefSeq and is a predicted model, not a curated record.